UCAAUAAUCAGCUUUAAUUUGUUUUAUUUAGCAAUAAGAUUAUCUGAGGUAGUGGCUAAUGAAGAUGAAAAGGAAACCAACGUCGUCGCAGUUGUUCUCCCUCUGACAGUUAUAAUAGCUUUGGUGGCAAUAAUUUUGGCAUUUAUAUCUUGGAGGAUUAGAAGAAAGAAGCAGUUGGUACUAAAUGCAAUUGAAGCGCAUGAAUCUGCAAUUUCUCCGUCGACGUCCAAUACAAAUCUGUAUGAACAUUGUCCACCACGGUAGGUUAAUAGACAUAUAAUGUUUCAAUUGUUUAGCUAGGCAUUAAGUAAGGGGCGGACCAUUAGAAAUCCCGGGAGGGGGGGGUGAAAAUUCCCCCAAAAAAAUUCGUGCAAAGGAAAUGCCUGGAAAAAAAAUUCGUGCAGACAUUACGUCAGAGAAAAAAAAUUCGUGCAAGCAAACAGCGAAGUACAAAUAGUCUUGAAAAAAAAUUCGUGCAGAGGUUAAAUGCAUUAAAAAAAAUUCCUGCAGAGACACGAGACUGAAAAAAAAAUUCGUGCCGCAAAAAUUUUAUACCCCCCCCCUCCCGGGAUUUCUAAUGGUCCGCCCCUAAGUGUUCCUAAUUUUUUGUAAUCACAGUGCAAAAAUCUGUAACAAACUGAUCUGAUUGGUGGAAAAACCAUGUGAUGAUAAAAUCAACCAGUCAGUUUAAAGCAGUUCUUAAGCAACGGUCAAAGACUGCUUAAAAACACAAUAAACAUUGCGCCGCGCUACAUGAAGUAAAAGUUGUCUUCUGUUGGAAAAUAUGACUUUUAUCUUUUACCUUAAACAAGACUAACAAAAUUUACGUAGUUGAACGGAAUUUUCAAGCAAUUAGCGUUGUAUAAUGUGAUAUAACAAAGCCAGAAAACUUUGCCGGUGCAUGGACGGUUUGCCAUAAACGUACGUUAAAAUUACAAUUGUCUCGAACAUUUUUUAUGUAUAGUAUUAAUACGUAUAAUAGGAUGGUUUCUCUUGAAAUUUGGAUUAAACAAACACUCGUGAGUUUUUCAAAAACCUCAAAUAGCGAUCGUUCUGCGGACUCGUCGGCAGCUAUUUUGAUUCUCUUUGAAAAACUCACUCGUGCAUGUUUUAUCCAAAUUGCACUCGAAACCAUCAUAUUACCUAUACUAAGUACCCAAUUCCAAGUGACUGUUAAGAAAAAUCUAACUUUAAAAAGUUCCAUUUGCACGCUCGAUGGCCCGAGUUCUUUUCAUGUGGUACCAGUCAGGUAUAUGAAAAUAAAUUAUAAUACGAAAUUCAUUUUUAAACCUAGCAUCCAUGCACUAGUCAGGCGUACGAGAAUAAUAUAUUUCUUGUAAGGCCAGGUGUUAUUUAACUUUAUACAAUCAACUGCCACGCACACAUGGAAAUCUGUUACAUGGCACCUUAUCCUCACUGUUUUGCGUUUCAGUUACAAUGCGGCACAUACAUCGUCGAAAGUGAAUGAAAUCGAAAUGGACGAAAAAGAAGUGAACGUAAUUUAUGUUCCUCAAGAGAUACAAAAUGCAAUUUCAGAUGGUCUUACGGAUGGAUAUGAAUUCAAUGCUGACCAGAUUAAGUUCGAAGAAUGUCUAGGGAAAGGCGCAUUUGGGUACGUGCAUCGUGCCCAAGCUCUGGGAAUAACUGCAGAACCGGAAUGGUCACUGGUUGCUGUGAAAACGUUAACUGGUAAGACAUAACCUUGCAGUCGUAUCGAAAUCAGGUAGAGAAGCGUCUGCAUGGGAGGGGAGGGGAGGAGACGAGGGCUGAACAUUGAAAUGGAUAGAACUAGAAUGCUACCUUCAGACAAACUGCUAUCUUUUUAUUCGUGUCCGGUGGUCAACACACGCGUGUCUGGGGGUCAACACGCGCGUGUUUAUGUUUUUCGUGGCACUAUUUUUAUCGCAAAUUAAUGCUCUUUCAAUAAACAAUUAUCAGAAGAAAAAAACUGAAAGUACAGUCCGCAAGCGUGUUUUAGCCGAAUAAAUGCAUGCAUGAAUAGAAAACUUUGAGCGUUUAAAAGCUUUUUUUUGUGAAUUUCAAGUCGAUAUAUAAGAAUACAUAUUCAUGUUGACGGAUUGAUCGCGUUUUUCGAAUGCAUGAAAUACUGACUGGCCUUCAAGUUUGGCCUCAAAUUUCCGGUUGGAGGUAGCAUUCCAGUUAAAUAUAUUAAUUUCAAUGGGGGUGAACAUUCUUCUGCUAAUUUAAUGGCGGCCAAUUUCAAACCGAUGACACUAAAAUUGCAAAUCCAUUAAUUGUUAUAUUGGGUAAUUUCGACUCAGCAUUAGUUUCACUGGGAAAAAAAUAUGAAACUCAUACUGCGAAAUUUGCAAUUGCACCACUAAAUCCAUAGUAUAUCCAUACUAUUUUCAUACUAUAUCCAUAGAAUGGAAAUAUACAAUUAAAAUAUACAAUUAUUAUGGAUAACCAAAAUCCUUUCUAUAAAGGUCCAUACAAUUUCCAUUCUAUGACCUUCUAUGGAUUUUCAAAAAAUUUUCUAGUGUUUACUGCUCUCACUUAAAACUUAUUGGGACCUACAAUGGAGUUGUUGUUGAUUUUCUCAUGGAAAAUGUAGGAUUUUUAUCCAGUUCAGAAUUUGUACCCCUUUCCUUUCAUAAAAAUGGCAAGAUACCGAAUUUAAAUGAGGCAUAUUUACAACAUAUAGGCAAGGGAAAAUUUGAAAUCGUGAAAGAGAAUAACAAUUACGGGUGUGCAUUACUUCUAAUAAAAAGGGUUUGAAUUUUUAUAAAUGAAAGCAUAUCAGAACCAGAAGCGUAUCCAGCUCAAUAAUUGGGGGUCCAUAUUCAUAUAUUCGUGUUCUACAUUAUUCUUGUUCUACAUUGUUUUUAAGGUCUAUAAUGAACACGAAUAUAUGAAUAUAGAUCCCCCCCCAGUUAUCGAGCUGGCUACGCCGCUGAUCAGAAUGCAUAUUUCCACAUCUUUUAGAGCCUGUCACAGACAAAUCAGUUGAAGAUUUUAUUGCGGAAAUUGAACUGAUGAAGAGAGUUGGAGAUCAUGAAAAUAUCAUUCGAAUGCUUGGAUGUUGUAUUUUAACUUCCCCAAUUUGUCUAAUAAUGGAAUAUGCUCCUCAUGGAAACCUGUUGACAUAUCUGAGAACAAUUAAAACCAAGGUAUGUGUAAAAUUUAAACUGUGAUAUUCUAUAUUCGAAUAAUAAAAAUACUUCUACAGAAUAUACUAUUUGCAGUAUUAAUAAGUUCACAAACUGGUUAGUGAGUUUGAAAGGCAUGAUGCAUGCAUAAGACCGUUGCUGCAAAAGGAUCUAAAAACUGGGCGGGUGGAAAACGACUUAAGUUAAGUUACAGUAUACCUAAGCUGAUUAUAUAGCAGGCAUACAAAAUGGUGGAAAGAGCACAAGGGAGAUUAAUCUGGCUACCGCAUACCUUAGUUGACAUAUUUUAUGCCAAUGGCAAAUUAACUUAAAUAUUAUAACAAUUUAACUUCAUGCUGUUAAUUUAGCUUCUUGGAAAUGAUUCAGUGAAGACGAAUCCUCUAACUGAGAAAUUGGGACUAAUAGAAUGUUCUCCGAGCGAAGAGGUAGUUAGAUUAUACUGCAUGUAAUGAUUUCAGUCAACAGUUAUUACUUUAAGGUAUAAUAAUUAUUUGCUUUGAUCAUAACUUCCUGCUAUUCUUCUCAAACUAUCCAAAACUAGGAUACCAUAUUUACUCCUUCAAGAGCCGCUCCUGUAUGUGCGCCGUCUCCAAACGUGCGCUGUCUCCAAAUGUGCGCCGUCUCCAAAUGCGCGCCGCCCCCGAUUAAGCGCCGCAGUUUCGACAGUGCGUAUAUAUGUCGUGUGUAUGUGUACGUAGUGUGAGUUUAUAUAUAAAUUAUUUUGUUAUCGACAUCGUUCAAAUUAGUCAAUUACAUAAAGCUGCAUGGUAUAGAUAACGAAUUUAUUUUCCUAAAACAGCAAAUGAUCCGUCCCGGUUAAUCUAUAUUAACGACUUCUUUGUGGCAUGAGUCUAUUUUCAAAACCUUGGACUGUUGUAAUUUGAUCGUUCUACAUUAAAGACGUUCAUGUUCAAAAUUGGAAAACGUUAACUUUGUAGCAAAAGUAACAAGAAUUUCUAACUCUUAGAAACCUGCAAUCGAAGAAGAAUCCAUCCAUGAAAUGUUUUUCUCUGGAGGAAGUACUUCCUCAGGUAUCAUUAGCAAAAUGUUUAUUGCUUUAUAUUCCCUGUUAAAUUUACUUUAUUUCUAUUAACCUCAUUAUUCUGGCAGUGUUGCAGCAAUAGUUUGUUCAAUCAGAGUAAUAUGUUGUCCGACUCGAAUUAACUGUGCGGUAACAAAGGGUGCAACGCUCGUUCAAUUUUUUCUAAUACUAGAUUAAUCAUAACAAGACCCUUGAAAGAACGUGAACUCGCUGGCGCUAUUAGAACCUGUCCCUUGCAGGGUCGGAACUACUGGGUUGUGUAGCACCAAGGAAAGAGGGGGGCCUGGAAUGCUGGAAUUGCGGAACGUGUUAAAUAUUAAGGAAUUUUCUGGAGAAUUGAGGUCGAAAAAGGUGUGACAAACUAAAUUUAGGCCCCCAUUAUGUAAAACUAGUGUUUGAAAAAAUGUUUGGGACGUGUUGUUUUCGGAAGCAAAACGUCGACCUCCCACCCCCGGGAAGGUGCCCCGAAUGGAAGGGGGUCCAAAUUUUUGAAUUCACCACCAAUCAGAUACCGCUCGGGAUGACCCUGGUCCCCUGUUGCAAAAUUGCUGUGUCUCUGCCAAGUUUAGCACCGCUACCAUAGGCAUAGCAGAUGGUUUUUGGGGGGAGGAGUUUGUUCGGAAACAAAUGCUUCCUUAAAAUUAGUUAAUCUGGAACAAAAAUACCAUCGUUAGAAUCAGCGUACGAAAUUGUAUACUUACGGAUGUCAAAUUCAUUAUCAAAAUGAUUAUUUAACUAAUUCAAAAAUGUUGUACGUUUGAUCCUUGAUAACUUUCGUAUUAUUGGUUUUCUCUUUUUCGGCCGCAUACAAAUGGAUUUUUCUCACUUUUCUCUUCAUUUUGAUAGUAUAUUGAUCUAUUUACUUCAAGGUUUUAAAGGCAAAUUUUAACCAAGCGUACGGAACAACUGCCGGCCGACAGGAGGAAUAUAUAGGCGUACUAUAAAAUAUAACCGUUACUUGUAGAACAGCUUGUAGAUGGAAACGCCGGAAAGUUUCAUUUGUAAAGCACCGCAAUUUAGUUCUGUGUCUCGUCAUUACUCUGUUCUUAUGAAAGCAUAGCACCACUUAGGCCUUAGAAGUCUUAUAUCGAGUUUAUGUUUCAUACAAUUGUUCUGUGCAUUGCUGUCUUUGUAUUUCUGUCUUUGUCGGGCCAUAAGAUGUCAUUUUGACUGCUUAACAGGAUUUGUUUUGCAUUAAGGGGCCGAUUACAUGAGGCAAGUUGUCCCGGUUAAGCGAGUUGACUCGCGGUUAGAAAAUUUGAAUUUGAAAUAUAGACCCAAGUCAAUUUUGACUUGUGGCAACCUUGUUUUUUCAACUCCAUGGCUUAUACUAUAUGUUUACAUGGCUUACCCGCAGCAUGUAAACAAAAAUAUAAUGAUUUACUGCGCCACCAAGCAAACUAUUGCUAGAAGAAAAGCUGGACACAUUAGAAUGAGAAGAUUGCUGAGAAAGAAGCGAUCGCUUUGGGUAAAGAAUGGAAGGACUGACGCCUGGUGGAGAAAUAUAAUUAACGGAAUAUAUAUCGCCAGCGGACGACUGGAAAAGGAAUUUCCACAUGUCCAGAGAUCGGUUGCGAUUUUUUUCUUCGCAGUAGUAUUAUUUCUAUCCGCCAUUAUGAACAACACGUGUAAACAGACAGAGUAACACAUGCGCGAGUCAGAUUUCUAUUCCCGCUUUGCCAGGCCAACUCGGCAGAAAGUGAUUACUUGACAAUUUUCAUCCCGCCUAGCGAGUUUCUCGGCGAGUCACAAGCGGGACCCCGGCUAGGCUGAACAACUCGCUUGCCAUGUAAUCGUAAUGUUAAAAUAAUAGGGGAUAAAUAUACGAAGCGGGUCAACUUGGCAAAGCGAGUCAACUCGUUUAGCCGGGACAACUCGCCAAUGUAAUCGGCCCCUAAUAAUCUCCAAAUUCAGUAUUCUUGUCGUUUAAUCCUCAAUGCCGUAAAAAAGCAGUUUUAAAAGAAACAACUGCUUUGGAUUUUUUAUAAAAAUUAUUGAAUUAUUCUCAAAACUUAGGGUACUUAUGGAUAAUUUGGGUAAAAAUUGGCAGCUUAUUAAUAUUCUAUUUUGUGGCCAUCAACGAUUGGAGAUCCACCACAAAUGCAUGCCAAAACCUAUACUCGCCUGGGCACAGCGCCCCAGCGAGUAAUAAAAUACUAACAUACCAUUUUUUUCUAGGAAUAGAAGCUAGCAAGUGUCAAGUGCAACGUUUAGUCGAGACUAACACGUAUUUGGAACCAUUCGCUCUUCAGAUUGCUAAAGGAAUGGUAUAAUAUUUAUUCGUAUUUACUUCCAUGUAGGCAGUUUUAUUUGGAUUUCAAACUAAAUUGGUUUGAUCUGCUAUACUUUAAAUUUUUAUUGUACGUUUAUGAAAUUCAGACCAAUUUAGAACAGGGUGUUGUCAAAAACUGUAUUAUUUAUAUACGGUUUCUGUUUUCCGAAUUGUUACAUUUCUGACGAAAACAAUUGAUUAAAUAAGUAAAUAGUUGAAUUAGAAGUAUUGAACACUUCGAAAACGGUUAAUUUUUUUCAAAACCGGGUACUCUAUCGUAUAGCUACGCCUCGAUAUACUCUGGUGGGAAAUAUAUGUGAUUGAUGUGUUCACAUUAAAAUGUGCAAGUUCGUGAAAGUAUGGCACAACCACGCCCAGGCACAACUGAGGAAAGCGCGCAAACCAUUCCGAUAUCUUAAUCGAGCAUUUAUCGUGUACUAUAGCUAGAUAACCCGCACCGUAGCACGAGAACGAACGAAUAUAACCUCAUUAACUGAACGGCAGAGUCGUACUCAUUCGUAUGAUAGACGUUUUCUAUUGGCUAUGAGAUAAACUAAUUAUAAUACUCGUAAACUUUCGUUUGUUGUUUAUAUCAAAUAUAUCAAGCCAUAUUGUAUUAUUGACCAUGACGGUAGCGGUGCCAGGAAAAAUGCUAACAAUACAGCAAUAAAUCACAUAUAUUUGUCAUUGUUGUCGGUAUAAACAGCAGUAUAUAUGCAGUCUUUCCGCGGUGCGGAACACAAACUAUAAGCUAUACACAAGUUAGCAAGAGAUCCACUUGUGCAUUUCAGCAUGCGUCUAUGCGACAGCUUGUGAAAAUUCCAGAAUAACUUAAUGCAAAUCAGGCCUAGCCCAAUCGUCGCGUUUUCCGUAACCAACGUUUGAAACAUGCCUAUAACUUCUAUAUAAAGAUCAGCUUUGUAAACAAUACUGCGCCAAAUAUAUUAAUUUCCGAUUCAAAAUACUAUUCAUAUUAGACUUUUCCCCUGUAUCGGCAACAACACUAAGCAAGUAGCUGGCAAAAUGUACAUUCAUGCAUGGCAAAUAUUCUAUCAAUCUUUUGAAAUAACUUAACGAGUUGGGAAAAGUGGACGAAAAACUCACAGUUGAUAGGUAUCGUUAAAGCCUGCCGCACACGAGAGCUAUCUGCUGAGCAAAAAGUUACUCGUGCCUGUUAGCUCAGCCGAUAGCUCACCGUGUGCGGGUACAUUUUACUGAGUUUUUUGCCUCGUGCAACCUUUUCUCACGUAUCAAACAUGUUUGAUCGGUGAGCUAUCAGCUGAGCUAACAGGCACGAGUAACUUUUUGCUCAGCAGAUAGCUCUCGUGUGCGGCAGGCUUAAGACCUCUUGGGAAAUAGUCAAUUUGAAUUUAUGCAUGUCGUUACUUGAGUUUAGAACAUAAAUUAAUUAACAAGCUAGCUAAAUUUCGAGAAUUCCCAGUAGGCGUCAGCUUGUGUCACACAAUAUACAGUGUAUUGUACAAUGAUAAACGAAACUUAAUAUAUAUGGACAAUCACAUGGAGGUCCUAAAUCUCAGUUUUAUCAGUUUUAUAUGCAACUAAAUAAUGUCUUCAACGCUUUCUUCGUGAUAUAUUUGGCAGUAAUUAACGAAUCAAUGGAAGAGUCGACCAAUGUCAUUGAGAGAAACGACUCUUUAAACUCAUGCACAAUUGGGCAGCUUUUUCAUGUGUUCUACGACCUGUUUGUCUUAACAGCAAGAGCUGUAUUAGCGUACAGCACGUUGUUGGGCAUGUUCAUAUAAAGUUCAUCUCGCGCGAUGUCAUUUAUAUAACAAUAUCGCAAACUGGACCAUUUCGUCUACAGGGUGUAUCAAAAAAGGAGACCUUUAGAAAUCAAGCAUAUUGUUAAAAUUUGAAUGCCUUUUCAAUUGCACAUAUGCUAAACCGUGGUGAGUGAAAUAUUAGGGACCUUAAGCAAACAGGACGUCAACGCGACGACGACGGCUAUUCACACAAUGAUAUUCCUGAUCUCGUACAAAAGAAAUGAAUAAUUAAAAGCCCCACGGGAGUUAGAGGCGUUGUGUUAGGGCUUUUUACAACGGAAAACCAAAGAUUUUCACGUCUCGUGUACAACGCAAACAUGUCAAGACGCGACAAGUGAAACUACAAAUUUGCUCAGCAGAAGCGUUUUUAACCAUAAAGCCUUUGUUUUAAUCUCUUCAAACUGAACUCAAUUCACAUAUACAUGCAGUGGAUAAUACACGACAACUCUUCUUCGCAAUAAUUUAUUUGAAGAAGUUUGUUUUGGCUGUCGUCCUCGCGUUGCCGUCGAACAUGCAUGCUUAAGGUCCCUAUUGAUGGAGUACACACGUAUAUUAGAAAAAGGAGACCUUUAAAAAUCAACCAUUGUUAUAAUUUGAAUCCUGGAGCACUUUGCUAAGCGCACGAGUGCGUAACAUGCGGUCUACGUACAGUAUGCAUGGCAGAUUGUUCCCAGGAGCAGACAAUCUUUUGUUUAAACGUUAUUUCAAUUUCUAAAGAAACAGUUUAAGAAGCUGUUUUAAAUUCCCAAGAGCAGAAAAUCGUACGCUUUACAAAGAUAUUUUAAUUUCUUAAUAACUCAAUAUUUAAUAUACUGUAUAAGCACCCUUGUCAAUAUUUUACGCAUCUUGCGUUCAGCUUAGUGAUAGGGCAUUCAAAUUUUAACAACACUUUAUUUCAAUGGUUUUGCAGGUAUUUUGGACACCCUGUAUACAUACUAUUGCAAUGGUGUCAAUUAAAAUAACUGCAUGUACUUUUUGACUUAACUUUAUAUUUUUAUUCCCUUUGGGCUUCAAUUUGUAAAAAAUGUCAUGAUUUAUGAUCAUGCAAAUUAACUCUUGGUUAUUUAAUUGCAUAUUCGUUCGCUCUCGGUUUUACUCGCCCAAUGCGUACGUGAUUGAUCAUGCAAUCCAAUCAGAUUUCAGCUUUUGACCAAAAACAUUUGUAUACCUGCAUCGUCGUCGUUCUCGUGCUACGGUGUAGAUUAAACUCUAAAAAUCGUACGUACAUCUAAUGAGAAACGAACGAGAAACGCGAUGAACAAGAAAAACGAGCAAGAAAUGAGAAUAUAGUUCGUUAAUAAUAUCCAACAAAUCUUCGAAUUCUGCUGUUGAACAUUGAAAGUUCUACAAAUUUAAGUCGUAAUUGGAUGCUUUAACCAUGAUUUGGUACUAAUAAGUAAUAAAUAAUCGAUAUCAGUGGCGAGGAUAGCCAUAGCAGUAGGUCAUGCUAUAGAAACAUUUUGGAUGACUUGCAUUAGUCUAACGUUUAUAAAUGUGUUGUCUUUAAAAUAUUUAGAUGCAGGUUUAUUAGCAUAGUAUGACCAGAUUUUCAGAUUUUUAAUGAUUUGCAAUAUAUACAAAAAAAAGAAUUCAAGAACGUACAAACAUUACAAAAAUAGUUAAAAUUACUCAUUAUAAUAGAAUAAAUGAUGACUUGGUUAAAUUAUGCCCAGUAGUCAAAGUAGCAAGAAGCUUUCGAGUUGACUACUGUCUAUGUGAGAUUUUUUCAGUGUAUUUGAGCUAAGAAUCCUGGUUAGCUUCGCCACUGUAUACUGUUUGUAUCAAAAAAGGUAAUCGAAGUUCAGCGCGCUAUUGUACGUGAAUUACUCGUCGUAUGAACGAAUAUUCGGAAAGAUCAAGCUUUUUGCUAUUGAAUGACAUGUUUCUCAUGCCAAAUGAAGAAAAAAUAAGCAAGUACGAGUCCGCACCACAUUAAUAUACUUUGAUUUUUGACUAGGCAUAUGUCGCAGGACGGGGAAUAGUUCAUCGUGACCUUGCGGCGAGAAACAUACUGAUUGGCAACGAUUAUAAACUAAAAAUCUCGGAUUUUGGUUUAUCUAAAGAAGGUAUAUAUGUAAAAUCAACAAGCGGGAAAAUUCCACUUCGAUGGUUGUCGAUUGAAGCUAUUCGAGAAAGGAUUUAUUCGAGCGCCAGUGAUGUGUAAGUAUUUUCUUCAUUAACUCAGUCAGCAAGUGGUAAAUUAAUAAUACGCAUGCAUGUCUAUGUUAUAGAAGUUUUACGUGAUACGCGACUAUCUCACGCAAAAGGAUGAUGGCAAUGGUUAUUUUAACAUUUAGGCGCGGUCACUAAUUCAACAUCAGAAUCGUUAAGAACUGAACACACCCACCAAUGCGUUUAAAUAUAAAAUUCGCGAGUCGUGAUGAAUUUGGCAGCGGAUGUUAAGUUUUAGCGCCCUGAUAUUGAAUUGGGGACCGCGCCUAAAAUAUGUCAAAAUCCAACAGUGCUCCCAACCUUUUUGCAUGACGUGGUUGCAUAUGAAGAAAAACUGCUGUAGGCGGACGCAUAAUGCGACAGAUUUCAAGAUCUAUCAAACGUUCAAAUAGGAAUUCUUAUUAUGACUUAUUAUAAGUGAUUUAGUUUCAUUACCAAUAACCAUCGAUGUGGCAACUCGUCACUCUUUGCUAAUCGUGUAUUUUGUUCUCUUCCUUUAAAUAGUUGGUCCUACGGAAUUGUAUUGUGGGAAAUUUGCACUCUAGGUACGUUAUAAUAAUGACCUUUAUUUGUACCCUUCACAACAACAAAAAUAUAAAUAUUUUACACAAUUAAUAAUUACAUAAAAUGGGUACUAGCUACUUAAAAUAACCAUAAGGCUAGAGACCAAGCAGCUAAAUAAGGCUAGAGACCAAGCAUGGCAACAGACUAAAAAUGAGCAUGGAAUAAGCCUCUUUUGGAAUAAGACCAUGGCAAUAGAAUAAAAAUGAGCAUGGAAUAAGCCUCUUUUCUAUUCAUCUCAAGAGUCAACUUGUGAGCUCACUGAAAGCACUUUCACGCAAUUAAUGCUCGACAGUGUAUUUUAAUUAGAUACAAUCACUCGCAGCGAGCUUUCAAUUAAUCCGACUUUUGAAACGAGUAGAAAAGUGCCUUAACAUGAAUUGUGAUUCUGCAUUAUUACAGAUCCAUUCUUAACAUAUUAGUUAAUUUAAUGUCUCCUUAUACUCAGGUGGAUUGGCUUGCUACUGUUCCUGGGACAAGUACAGUUAUUAACGCGCGCCAACCAGGCAACUAGUGCAUAUAUAAUGAGAUUUACUAACAAAAUAUAUUUUAUUAGGAGAUUUCCCUUAUCCAACAUUGUCCGAUAGAGAAUUGUUGAAAUUCUUGGUUAGUGGUGAAAGGCUGGAGAAACCAAGCAACUGUUCAGAUAAAAUGUAAGUAACGGUAUGAUAUUUAACACUGAUAUUUAACACUCGAGGCCAGUCAAUAACCGGUGCAAAUUUUAAAAAAAACAGAAAGAAAUUUCCAUAAUUUUUGCUUCAUAGCUCGGCGAUUUUAGCUGUCAGAGCUGUUGCCAGCGAUAGUCAAAUUUCCUGACUUUCAUGUAAUACGCUUUCGUUCAAUGAGAUGCAAUAAAAUAUGAACUGAAUGGUGACAAUACUGGAUAAAUGAAGUUAACAUGUACAUGCACUAGAACUUGUGGGAGAACUAACAUGGUUCUGUUUUGAUUUGAAUUUUAAUUAACCCUGAAAUUCGAGUAACUACAAUUCUUGCCAAAGUUCUUGCUACAGCCAAAAAAUUCCUGAGUAUUAAUCGAAAAUAUUUUAUUUAAAGACAGCCUCUGCCCCCCCCCCCCCAUCCGUAGUGUGCAUCAUGUAGCUCUAAUUACUGCACCCCAGUGUUCUGUCAGUUGUAUAUAAAGCAUAUGGCAAAUGUUCUAAGCGCAGAUAGAUACCCACUCUAAAGAUACAAAUUUAAUAUUCUGAUUGGUUGACAAGAGGUCUGUAUCACACGAUACGGACCUCUACCACACGUUACGGGCCUCUCACGUUUCGCGCCAAAACAGUGAAGACAAUUUCCAAACUCAAAAAAUCAUCUAAAAAGCUGGAAAAACCCUCCGCCUAUCGAUGCUAAAGAUAGAAAAAAUAGGCUGAACUGACUUCAAUUGAUUUAGUCUCAAGGCCGAAAUGUACCUUUUCUCCGACCUAAAUGCGAAAAAAACAAGUAUUUCUUUGACAUAUAAGUAUCAAAAAAUUAGUGAUAAGUAUUUGGUUUCAAAAGCUCAGUAAUAAAUAUAAUUAUAUUUAUAUUAUAAGUAGGAUAUAACAAACAAUUUGAUUGGCUAAUGCGCGAGCAUUGUGAUGCAAUAAUUCACUGUGGUCCGUGGCACUGUCUUGCUCUUUCUGUGUUUUCCACCGGCCUCGCUUCAUCUCUGCUUUUUGGCAAAAAAAUUAUUAAAAAAACUAUUGAGCAUCUAAAAUACAAAAUUUAUCAGAAAGCAAGAAGAAAUAGACCAAAGGAACAGAGCAAUUUAUCCGUAUAGUUCUACGUGUAAAAAUAGUAAAAUUAAUCGGCUUGACAUCCGUCGAAUUUGUUUUGUCGCGACAAGUUUUAGGCAAAAGCAUGCAAGUAGCCCAGAAAAACCUUGAAAAAGAUUGAGGAAUACCGAACACGUAGAAAAAGGAAAAGAAAGUUGAAUUUAAGUAAUUUAGAAAGUACCUGGAAACACGCAAUGCAAACACAAUUGUCGACAGCUUCCAAAUAGAUUUGUACCAACUCGUUUGUAGACCUGUAACAACUUGUGCGUGUUUGUGUGUUCAGUAGAAUAGUAGAUUUGCAAUCUUUCUGAAGCAAUCCGGCGCUUAUUUUUUAUUACUAGGUACGCAAUGAUGCUGGAAUGCUGGCAAGGUGAGCCGGAAGAUCGACCAACAUUUGCUCAUUUACGAGAUGUGCUUUGGAAAAUGAAUACGGGAGAGAAUCCCUACAUUAAUAUCGAACCGAUGCAAGAUCUAGAGAAUAUUACUACAACCGUAGAUGGAGUGGAUAGCAUUGAAAAUUCUAUAGUGGUAUAAUGGGUGGAAAUUUUAACGAGGAACAACAAUAUUAUAAAAAUACAAGUAUUAUGACAUAACACAUCACACAAUACAAACAUAAUUAUUGAGAUUAACUUACGCUAAUUAACAAGUUUAUAAAGUAAGUUGCAUUCCACAAAAAUGCGUUUUCAAAUUUUCAUGAUGGGUCAGCUGAAUAUGUUGACCGCAAUACAUGUAUAGUAUAUAAGUAAAUAGGAUGAAGCUUGUAAAAAGUAUAGGUAUAUAUAAAGGAUAUAUUUGAAGCUAAUUAAAUGCGUAACUGAUGUUGCAGACAGCGCAAAUGUUGCGGCAAUAUUGCAUCAAUGCACGCUUUCGGAAAAUAAGUCCCCUUGGCUAUUGAGAUCUCGCAUUCGUGAUUGAGACGUAGUCUUUAAAUUUAAUAAUGAACUGAUGUUGACACACGAAUAAGCGGCUCUAUUGCCAAAGUGACGUAGUUCCGGAAGGGAGUUUUGGAAUUUUAUUUGAGUAGUAUUAUAUGAAAAAUAUUGAAGUAAAAAACACGGUCGUCGUCAAUAAAAAAACACGGAUUAUGCAAUGACAGUAUACGGUGCUGCGGAUACAUGCAACUAUAUGGUUCCGCAAUAUACUAUCAUCAAAUUUCUACAAUUUAUAUGUAUCCGGAAUUUCCAAAUUGCGGACAGCCAACCAAUGUUUGAAAAAAAUCUAAAAACUUUUACUCCUCCUGAUAAAUACACCUAGUCAGUUGUGUUUGUCAAUAUCAUUAGUCAUGUACAGCGUUUGAUAAAUAUUCCAAAAUUAUAGAGUGUGUAAGAUAAGUCAAAUAAUCUGAAUAAAAU
Molecule: messenger RNA, 14071 nt
Organism: Paramuricea clavata
Lineage: Eukaryota; Metazoa; Cnidaria; Anthozoa; Malacalcyonacea; Plexauridae
Source: the annotation of a GenBank genome assembly